AUGGCGGGCAACGUCGCCCUGGCUGGCGAGGAUCUCACCUACGAUCUCGAUUCAAGAAGCCUCUCCUACUUCCGAAGUCACGCAUGGCCGAUGCAGAUGGACCAGGUAGCUGCCGCACGGCCAGACCCUAGGAGGAACGUCUCGCCAAUUCAGACCAACAGCCACGGGCUGCGACAGACAACAAUGGCCGAACAUCCCAUGAUGGAUACUUGGAGGUUCGAACAACAGCAACAACAACACCAGCAACAUCACCACCAGCAGCCAAACGUCGACUUCACCACACAACAACAAACAUACGACCUCCCCUUCGACCCUCAAUUCCACGGUCUGCCCAUGCAGCCCUCUCAGAUGGCCAUGAUGCCGGUCUCACAAGCCCCAAUUGCAUCCGGUCUGCCGCUGGAAACGUCAUAUCUCCCUCUCGACUCCGGUAUCGAUGGCAUGCCUCAAAACUGGGCCGACUUGCAGAGUGAGCUGAUGACCUUUACGACGACGGACGUCGGGCUUGCUGUGUCCCCAUACCACCAAAUGACCAGCUCGCCCACUGGAUCCCACCUCGAAGUGCUGUCACAGCCGAGCUCUUGUGACGAACACGGGUGGCACAUGGUCGAGCCCCGGACAUCAUUUGAAUCGUACGAACGCCAUUAUUUCGUUGAUCCGAACCAGACUGUCCACAACAGGACCCUCUCCGAGUCAUCAUACUCGGACCUCGAACCUCAGGGCCACGGCACGUUCAUGUCGAGCCUUGAUGUCGGCACCUCGCAAGCCGUGUAUUCGCCAACCACCCUGUCAGAUAGCGACUACGAAUACAUGGGCCAUGCCCACCGCUUGUCAAUAGAUCAAGGUUCCGCUCCGACCAUGGGUGUCAAUCCUUCCGCCCUCGUCCGCCCCAUUCCUAUUCCUCCCGCUAAGUCCUCCGCACCCUCGAUACGUUCGCCCGGCUCGCAAGGAUCAGCCGGCUCACCCGGUCGCAAAGCUUCCAAAAAGAGUCCCAUCGGUGUCAAAUCCACCGACAAGGUGAUGAAGAAGUCGUUGCCAAACGGCAAGGUUGAGGGAGAGAAACGAGUAGGACGCAGGAAGGGACCCCUUCGACCCGAACAGCGAAAACAAGCCAGCGAGAUCCGGAAACUGAGAGCCUGCUUGCGAUGCAAAUUCUUGAAGAAGACAUGCGACAAGGGGGAACCGUGUGCCGGAUGUCAACCAUCGCAUGCACGCCUGUGGCAGGUUCCGUGCACGCGCAUCGACAUCAAGGAGAUUGGAUAUUUCUUGAAGGACUGGAAGUUCGACUACGAGCGACACAUAUCGCUGGGCUUCUCUGUCGGCAACAUCAAAGGAUUUUCUGAUACGGAAAAGACGCUGUUCAUCACCCAUGGCUAUGGUCACAUGCUGCCUGUCACUGCUCGAGAGGUCUACGUCAGGGAUGAGACUUGUUUAAAGAUGGACUGGAUCGAAGCCAAUUCCUGCUCUCCAGACGGCUUCGAAGUUGGCACAGCCAAACUGUCAGCCGGCAUGGAAGGCAUCUCAACUACUAUGCUCAGUGAUUACCUGGAUCGACACAUUGACGGCACUGGCACGUUUGACAAGUUUGUGGACGACUACUUCGAGGGCACGCCUUUCCUGUCGCAGAUGUUGAAGACCGCCUACCGCUUUUACUUCAAGACCGGCUCGAAGAUCAUCAAGAAGGCACUGAAGUUGAUGUUGGCCUACAACUUGACGCUCCACAUUACAAUGGUCGAGGGUGUGCCAAGUGAGGAGUCGUUCGCGGGCAGGAUCGAGGAGCAGACCUCCAAGUUCUUUGGCAAGACCAUGGCCCCUGUGAUGAUCAACUUCCAGAUCAAGUGCGCCAUGGCGGACAUGUGGCGUGAGCUGCACAAAGACGUCCUUGAGGAGCUGUCGAGUUUAUAUUCGAGUGUGUACAGUGGUGACAAGCUCAAGAACUGGCCGACCAUCUUCAUCCUGGCAUCGGUGCUGUUGGCCGUGUGGGAGUGCAUGCAGUUCGACUGCCACUAUCGCGUGCCUGAUGCCGCUGCCGUGGAAAAGUUCUGCAACGACAUGGAGACUACCCCGGUCGGUGUCGUUGUUGGCCUCUUCCAGGCCAUCUCUCAGAAGCUCCCGUCUUUCUUGGAAUGGGAUACUUCCAAGCACCAUACACUGCUUGCAUCGGACAUGGACGUUUGCAGUACUAUGGCCGAAGUCCGAGAACAUGUUACGAGAUAUGAGAACUACUUACGAGGACGACCUAAUUCGCGGUUUGACCGCAAGGACUUUGACUCGCUCUCAAACAAGUUUCUUUCGAAACUUGUGAUCCGAGCCAACUAG
Messenger RNA from Cladophialophora carrionii CBS 160.54, 2316 nucleotides. RefSeq lists its product as uncharacterized. The record is from RefSeq and is a predicted model, not a curated record. NCBI's taxonomy places the organism in Eukaryota, Fungi, Ascomycota, Eurotiomycetes, Chaetothyriales, Herpotrichiellaceae. The transcript is spliced from 3 exons. Gene Ontology annotation, molecular function: DNA-binding transcription factor activity, RNA polymerase II-specific; zinc ion binding. Gene Ontology annotation, biological process: regulation of DNA-templated transcription. Bases 1 to 2316 code for a protein of 771 amino acids.